GUAACGGGAAGGGGAAGGGGAAGGGGCGGCCCCGGCGCCCGGUUCGAAGCGGGGUGGAUGGAGAUGCCGGGCCGGUUCCCGUUCCCCUACACUCCGUACCGCAUCCAGGAGCAGUUCAUGGAGGCGCUGUACGGCGCGCUGGAGGCCGGCCGCGUUGGCAUCUUCGAGAGCCCCACGGGCACGGGAAAAUCGCUGAGCCUCAUCUGCGGGGCCCUGUCUUGGCUGCGGGACUGGGAGGAGAAGCGGCGGCAGGAGGAGGAGCGGCUGCUGGCGCUCGGGGCCGGCGGGCAGGACGCGCCGAGCCCGCAGCAGGCGCGGCCGGGGAGCGCGGACGCGGCCGGGCAGCCGGACUGGGUCACGGCCUUCGUGCAGAAGAAAGAGGAGCGGGACAUGGUGAACAGGCUGAAGGAAGAGCAGAUCAGAAGGAAAAAGCGAGAAGAUCGUCUUGAGAAAAUUCAGCACAAUGUUCAGUUAAAAUACGCAGCAAAGAGGAAGAGAUGCGAGGAGGAUGAGGCAAGGCGCCUUCUUCAGCUCAGCAAGGAGGCUCUUUCCCAGGGAGCUGGAGAGAGUGCUCUAGACCAGCUAGAUCACAAUGAGGAGGAGCUGAUUCUUGCUGAAUAUGAGAGUGAUGAUGAAAAGAAAAUGGUAUCUGGGCUGGAAGAAGAUGAUGAUUUGGAAGAGGAGCAUGUGACUAAGAUCUACUACUGCAGCCGCACUCACUCCCAGCUGUCCCAGUUUGUGCACGAGGUGCAGAAAAGUCCUUUUGGCAAAAACAUCCGUCUGGUCUCCUUGGGAUCCAGGCAGAAUCUGUGUGUGAAUGAGGAGGUGCGACGCCUGGGCGCUCUCCAGCUCAUCAAUGACCGCUGCAUGGAGAUGCAAAAGAACAAACAUGAAAAGAAGAGCAGUGAAGAGAAUGAGGGGAAGAAGAGACGUGUGAGUCGUGCCAUGUGCCCAUUUUAUUCCUUUGAGCAAAUGCAGUUUCUCCGUGAUGAAGUUCUAGUGGAAGUGAAGGAUAUUGAGCAGUUGGUGUCCUUGGGAAGGGAGACUAAAGCCUGCCCAUAUUAUGGGAGUCGAUUCGCUAUCCCUGCUGCUCAGCUGGUGGUGCUGCCCUAUCAGAUGCUUUUGCAUGAGCCUACCAGGAACGCUGCCGGGAUCAAGCUGAAGGACCAGGUUGUGAUCAUUGAUGAGGCCCACAACCUCAUAGACACCAUCACCUGCAUCCACAGUGCCGAGGUCAGCGGCUCUCAGCUGUGCUGUGCCCACUCCCAGCUGUCGCAGUACAUGGAGCGAUACAGGAAACAUUUGAAGGCAAAGAACUUGAUGUACAUUAAGCAGAUCCUGUAUUUACUGGAGCAGUUUGUGGCUAUGCUGGGAGGUAAUGUGAACCAGAAUCCUGGAUGUCAGGCAGUUUCCGAAACAGGGACAGUAUUAAAAUCCAUCAAUGACUUUCUAUUUCAGAGCCAGACUGACAAUAUCAACCUCUUCAAGGUUCAGCGGUACUGUGAGAAGAGCCUUAUCAGCAGGAAGCUUCUUGGGUUUGUGGAGCGAUAUGGGGGCUCUGCCUCAGCUGUGAAGACCAGCAAGGAGAAACAGAAGCUGGCUGGCUUGCAGGACUUUCUUCUCACCCUUCAGCGGGGAUCUGAUAAAGAGGCAGGUACCCCCCAGAGUCCUCCCGUGGAGGCUGAGCACAACCAGCUCCAAACUUCCUCUCCACUGAUGCAGAUUGAAGGAUUUCUCUCGGCCCUCACAAAUGCAAACCAAGAUGGCAGAGUAAUUCUCAACAGGCAAGGCACAGUUGGUCACAGCAGCCUCAAAUUCCUCUUGCUGAAUCCAGCUGUUCACUUUGCCAAGGUUGUGGAAGAAUGCCGUGCUGUCAUCAUUGCUGGAGGCACCAUGCAGCCGGUGGCCGAUUUCCGAGAGCAGCUGCUGUGCCGUGCUGGCGUGGACCCUGCCCGUAUCGUGGAGUUCUCCUGUGGACAUGUGAUUCCUCCAGAAAAUAUUUUACCCAUCAUCCUUUGCAGUGGUCCUUCCAACCAGCAGCUGGAGUUCACUUACCAGACCAGAGACCUGCCUCAGAUGAUGGAUGAGACAGGUCGAAUCCUUUCCAACCUGUGCAAUGUGAUUCCAGGAGGUGUGGUGUGCUUCUUCCCCUCCUACGAAUAUGAGAAGCAGGUGUACGGACACUGGGAGAAGACAGGGCUGCUCUCCCGCCUGGCAUCCAAGAAGAAGGUUCUUUACUGUUACAGAGAAGAUAUAUGUUGGACCUCUUGUUUACUAGGAAAACUACCUGUGUUUCAGGCCAAGAUCUUUCAGGAGCCUAAGAAAGCCAACCAGGUGGAGCAAGUGCUAGUGGAAUAUGCCAAGUGCAUAAAGUGCUGCAGCCAGACAGGAGGACAGAUGACAGGGGCUCUGCUGCUUUCUGUAGUUGGAGGCAAAAUGAGUGAAGGGAUAAAUUUCUCCGAUGACCUGGGAAGGUGUGUGAUUAUGGUGGGAAUGCCUUACCCCAACAUUAGAUCACCAGAACUCCAGGAAAAAAUGACUUGGCUUGACAAAACCAUGCCCAGAGCUGCUGGCCAGGCACCAAGCAGAGUGCUGAUUGAAAACCUGUGCAUGAAGGCAGUAAACCAGUCAAUAGGCAGAGCCAUUCGCCAUCAGAAGGACUUUGCAAGCAUCCUGCUCCUGGACCACAGGUACACACGCCCUGCCAUAUUUAACAAACUGCCCCAGUGGAUCAGGGAGAGGACCCAGGUAAAACCUGCCUUUGGAUCAGCAUUUGCAGAGUUAAGAAAGGUCAGAACUCAUCGUAUCUUAUGUCCUGCUACCGACACUGUUCCCCAUUGUCCUCAUCUGGACCUUUUUAGGGCCUUCCCUUUAGAGUAAGGCCAAGGACAAACUGCCUGGUUUUGUGUGUUCCCAGUUCCAUCGAGGCAAGUUGGAUGCUUUGUGAUGUGGAGUAGAGAACAGAUGGCAUUUGUCAUUAUGAAGACUAGGUAAAGUAACAUAAGUUGUUGCUUUUCUGUACCAUGGACUUUAUAAAACCUCUGCCUUCUGCCUCCCUUGUGGAUAUUUGCUGUUCAGUAUCUGAGUGCUGUGAUGGUGAGAUAGCCUUCAGCACCACAGUCAGGGGGGAAACUGGUUGUAGGUCUGAGGCAGGUGAAGAGAAUAGCAGCAGGCACCUACUUGUUUACAGCAGUUAAGGUUUUAUUUAAAUUGAUUAAAUACUUUCAAUAAAAACA
Molecule: messenger RNA, 3236 nt
Organism: Taeniopygia guttata (zebra finch)
Lineage: Eukaryota; Metazoa; Chordata; Aves; Passeriformes; Estrildidae
Gene: DDX11
Product: DEAD/H-box helicase 11
Biological process (GO): establishment of sister chromatid cohesion; nucleobase-containing compound metabolic process
Cellular component (GO): nucleus
Molecular function (GO): ATP binding; hydrolase activity, acting on acid anhydrides, in phosphorus-containing anhydrides; DNA binding
Source: RefSeq, a predicted model, not a curated record